Messenger RNA from Linepithema humile (Argentine ant), 1393 nucleotides. RefSeq names its product pleckstrin homology domain-containing family J member 1-like. The record is from RefSeq and is a predicted model, not a curated record. Gene Ontology annotation, biological process: endosome organization; receptor recycling; retrograde transport, endosome to Golgi. NCBI's taxonomy places the organism in Eukaryota, Metazoa, Arthropoda, Insecta, Hymenoptera, Formicidae. Gene Ontology annotation, cellular component: recycling endosome; early endosome; trans-Golgi network.
CGCGUUUGUGUUGAAAUAUUUUAUCUGUUAAUCAUCCGUUAAAAAGUCAAACGGACUUCUUCGAAAACGAGUUAUUUUAAAAAUGUGACGUGUCGUACGUAUAAUGCACCGGACUGUUUCAUCUGAUAUUACUCGAUAAAAGUUAUCGUCGAACGUGAUUCGUAGGCCACUUUUGCUCACGAUUAUUAUUAAUGGGCUCAAGUGAAAGCGCUGCUGUGCCGAAGACGCGUGAAAGCAUCUACGUCGAUUGAUGCGGGAGACGAGUUGCGCGCCCCGUUAUCACACUUAAUGCAAUUAAAGGAUUGAAGAUGGAACGUAUUGUUACAACUGUACGAUAGUCUUUUGCGAUACGUUGACAAUACCCACGAAGCUUGAACGAAACAUGAGAUUCAACGACAAAGAGCUCGCGGAAGCGAGUUGCGGACCCGCGGAUCUCGAAGGGCGUCUGAAUCACAAGCGGGCUCAUAAGUCAGUAUUUAAAGAAAAAUGGUUCAAGCUGAGGUACAAUCUGCUGUUUUAUUUCAACAUCAAUGAUUUGGGACAGAUUGACAGAAGACAACCUGCUGGUGUUAUUAUUUUGGAGAAUUAUAGUAUCAAUAUAGACAAUUCAUCUGAGGGAGCAUUUGCAUUUAGUAUUUCAUUUCGUGAUGAGCAUGAGAAACGGCAUGUAUUAAGCGGUCGAUCAGAAUCUCAAGUAGAACAGUGGAUUCAUGCGCUUAAGCAAGCGAGUUAUGAAUAUUGGAGAUCACGCUUAAUUAUGCUUCAAGAAAGAUUGUGCAAGAAAACAGGUAAAGAUCCAUUACUUAUGUAUCCUAGAAAUCAGGGUGUUGUACGAGAUGAGGCUUGGGAAUCUGCCUCCAGCUUCAGAUCUCAUGUACGUUCAUUUACAACAUCAGUUACAUCGUCCACAUUGGACACAAUAACAAGGGAAGUUAAUCUAAUAGACCUUUAAUACAAAACAAAUUAGGAUAAUUAAAUUACAUCAUUUGCUUUCUGAAAUUUGUAUUUUAGAGAAACGUGCAUAAUAGAUGCCACAUAGUUUAUGCCUGUCACUUGAGCAAAUUUCAGAACUUCAACCAGCAUAUAAAGCUUUAAUAACAUAUAUAAUUUACAUGAAUCUAUGUCGGAUAAAAUACAAAGAAAAAUAGGAACAUUAGAGUUAGAAAUACAUUUACUUUAUUAACACAAUAUUUUGUUUAAUACAACAUAAUAUAGUGUUUUUAAUUUUAAAAAGAUUAAAAAUAUGCAAAAAAUUGUUUUUUUUUCUAACAAAGCAAAGAAUAUUACGAAGCACAAGAAAAGACCAACUAUGAUAUCAGUUAAAAUAAUAAUCUAAAUAAACUACAUAAUAAAAUAGUAUAGAAGCAAAAUAUAAAGCCAUUUGCAAAAUAUA